Messenger RNA from Drosophila bipectinata, 4993 nucleotides. It is a transcript of the gene blo, whose product is annotated as bloated. The record is from RefSeq and is a predicted model, not a curated record. Lineage: Eukaryota; Metazoa; Arthropoda; Insecta; Diptera; Drosophilidae.
ACCGGCCCGCGAUCACUUGGCCCGGAAAAAAGUUCCCAAACUGGCUAAAAAGAGCAAACAAAAAAACGAAACUGCGUCGCGCCGCAUCUGCCAACAAUUAAGUUAAUACAAAAAAAAUAAACAACGAACUGGCCAGCGCCCAUCAGUCAACAUCAACACACCGCCUUGAGGAUAUAUAGCUCGAUCCUCUGGCUCUUAAAAAAACACACACACAAAAAUAGAAACAAAAACUAACGACCAUCGUUACGUCCAUUCAACCGAUCGGCAACCCACGCAAAACGACAAAACGCUUAAAUACAAAUCGUGAUAAAUUUUUGCUAAAUUGUGCAAACGUUAUUUGAUGAUUUUUUCGGUUUGCCCGUUUGUGUUGACUAAUUAAAAUUUGACGUGCAUACCAAAACUCCAACUUCGACAACCUUAAAGCGAAAAAGUCAAAAAAUAAAAAAACAAAAUUUUCGCAAAAACGACACUUAACAAGUGAAUCAAUAUUGUGUGUGCCGAACGACAGCAGUAACAGCAAUAAUAAUAAUAAUAACAAAAGCAUCAGAGACGUAAAAACGAACCAACAACAAAUACACAAUAAAUGUAAUUAGAACUGCGCAAAUUACUUAGAACUGCAAAAUCGUUUGUUCUACCCCCCCACACACAGAUACACAACAAUCCACACCACACCAGACAAAAAUUAGCCACAAGUACACCCCCACUAACGCACGAGGAAUGCUGUUUUGAGCUGAAAACCAUUUAAAUUUCCCAGCUUAAAUGGAAAAUGCGAAAAGUUCAAACAGCUCGAUGAGACUGUCGCACAAAGAGCUUACAUAGGGUUGCGAUUCUUCACAGAGUGAGAAGUGCCCCCUGACCCCAGGAGAGAGAAGAGUAAAGACAGCGGAGAAAUAGCAGCAACAGUUAAAGAUACAACGAGGAGGUAUCCAAAAGAUACAAUGCAACUGCAAUCCGGAGCAGCGGCGGCGACAACAAAUGGCGGGCCAAGGGUCAGCUUCAAUCGAGAUGUGCACGUGAAACGGAUAGGCAAGCAUCCCAGCGAAUACGGUGACUUGGCUAAUCUUCAAAGCUACCACCAGCUUCCGCCGGACAUCGAUCCCGAGGACAUUCGCAAGGAGGCUGCCCUGGUGAUAGCCCAGGCGGGCAGGCAUCACAGCAAGGCCGAGAACGGCGAUCAUAUUCCGAAUUUCAGGGUGAAGCAUCCCAAGCGCCAGAGCCAGACCAGUGACUUCAAUUCGCUGCCCACGAGGCGCAAGAAAAGCGGCAAGCCCGUGGCCCGUAGUGUCAGCGACGCCUCCAGCAAGAAGCCUCCCAGUAAGAGACCGUCGAUCUUCGGAUUAUUUGGCGGAAAGAAGACCGAGUCGAAUGCCAGUCAGCUGGACAGAGAUCCGCGAUUCGAGGACGGCGGUGCCAGGCGCUUAGUGCGAAGCAAAAGUGAUGUGGGCAGCAGCAAGGUAGCUGCCAGGAAGUCAAAUCCCGAGGAAAGGCCCUCGCAGUCCAAACAGCAGCUGAGUCCCAUUAUAGAGCAGUCCCAGAGAGAGGACUUUUUCGAAAAGGAUUAUUUUCGAGAGCGCGAGCGUCGCAAAUCGGAUGCCGUUACACUGCGCGAAAAAGAUGAGAGUGGCCGUGGCCUGAGGGAAUUGCUAGCCCGCAGUCGCUCCCAGGCAGAGCUAGAUGGUCCAUUGAUCACAGCAGAAGCUCCAGUCACAGCUUCCAGUACUUCCAUAUCGGCGGGCAUAAGAGACCGAAUUGAGACCCUGAAGGCAAAGUCCGGAGAAAACAUGCACAGUUCCCAGCAGCCGGCGGAGCGUCUGCCCCUCACCAAGGGACGGACGGUGGAUGGCCUGGUCAAGAGGCUGUCAAUGGAGCGAUUCUCCCCUCAGCCAGUGAUUAGUCAGCCGGGUUUCUCCUAUAUACGGCCCAAUGAUGGCAUUACCUACGCCCAGUUGGACUUGGGUGAAGAUCAAACCCUGCGCAGGGAUGUGCGCACUCCCCAGAGGGAGAUACCUCCCGUGGCGGCUCCAGCAAGGCCUCCAAGGGCUACUGAUUCCAGACCCAGCUACUCACCCACAUCGCCAGUGAAUGGGGCACCUUUGUCCCACCGGCCCAGUCACUCUCCAUCACCCUGGCAGCAACUGAGUCCUCGGAACUUGAGCGACGAGGACGAGGGCUUGGGCUACGAACCACGGAAGGUCUACUACGAGGAAGAUCUUUCCCGAAGAUCAGAGCCACCCAUAGUGCCGGUCAUUAGAAGCGUUAGUCCUUCCCCUUAUCUGGAUGAGCUGGGCUACCGAAGGGCCCAGCUAGAGACUCGCAUCCUCACCCGGCGCUUCGGUGAGGGAGCCACCUUGGAGAGAAACAGACCCACUCCCGAACGGGAGCCAGAACGUUUUCAGCGGGUAACUGUCCGCCAAGAGCCGGUACAAGAAAAUGGCUCCACAAUGCCUAGGAUGGAGAAGACCUCCAGGUACCGCCACACCAAAUACUAUGACGAUGGUCAUGGCGGUGUCAAGGAGACUUACGUGCGGGAGACCCAGAGGGAUGGACAAGUACGAGAAUCCCGGCACCGGGAGCGUAUUGGAGAAAGAGAUCGGGACUACAACUCCGCCGACAGGUUGGAGCAUGAGCCCAAGAGCCUGGACUCACAGUUGACGGACCAGUACCGCUCCUCCCCGGAAUUGCGGGCCCAACAGCCUUUGCACAGGGAGCAGCGGGAAGGGCAGGAGUACUGGCAGAGCAGCCUCAAACGGGACAAACUCCAGCAAAGGAGCUUUGACAAGGGCGAUUCCGGAAUCGAGAACGAUUUCCGUAAGGAGUCCUUCAAUGGAGAUCUGACCACAAGGUGGCGCAAGCGCACUGUUCAGGACGACAUGAGGGCCUGCGAGUCCUUUUUGCGGAAGGAGCGCCGGGACAGUGCCCAGCAGCAGCGCCAACUGCAGCAGCAACGCCAGUCGGCGCCAACGCGCCUCCGGCGGGAGCACAGCUACGUUUACAGGGAACGCUCCAUCGACGACGGAUCCCACUUCGAUCCGCACCUGGACAAGUACCCAGUAGCCACCAGUACUUUGCGUCGGCGAGAACAGCACUCCCAGUCCCAGUCGCAGUCCCAGAGUCGCGAAGACUCGGGCACCCUGAAGCGAAACAAAAAACUCGGCGGCUUUGAGAAGGUCAAGCAACUGUUUACCGGAACAGGUGGUAGCCAUGGGGGCAGCGGUCGCAGCAGCGGCAGCAAUGUGUCCAGUGGCAAGAAGGACCGGAUGAGCAAUGGGAACAGCAGCACUCUCAGUCGCCGGGACAAGGAGAAGGACAAGGAGCGUGAGCGCUACAUGGUCCGGGAGGAGGAGAUGCGGUCACGCUACCGGGAGCAUCAUUCCCAGGCCGAGGAGACCUCGCGCGAACCAAAGACUAUUGAUAUCUCGAUGCGACGUCGCUUGUCCACGCCCAAAGCUAGUCCCCUGCUGGUGAAGCGAAGUCCGGCUGACAAGCCGCCCAAAAAGCAGCCCAAAGCAAAGGAUGCGACGCCCCCGAAGGUCGAGAAAACCAGUUGGUUCAGGUCACUGGACCGUCGGGCCAAAAGCAGUCCCAAGGAGCUGAAUGUCUCUGUCAAUGGACAUAGUGAGACCACUUCGAGCCUGAAGCGGACCAAACGCAAUCCCACAACUGCCCCAGCCAAGAACCUACGUUUCUUUGGCGACACUGACCUGGACUCCAAUCCGCCAACCAUUUCCAAGGCCAGCAGUAUGCCAAGGAGUCGCCCAUCUCUGGGCCAGUCAAAGCACUCGCAGAGUGCCUUUAACCUGGACCGCAGUCCACCGCCUUUAGGGCGUGACUACCGCCACUCCCUGGCCGGCCAGGUGAAGUCGCAGACCCAGAACAGCAGCCGGCAGAGGGCCAGCUCCAUGCAGCAUCUGGAUAACGGUGGCAGCGAUGAAGUGGACUUCCGAAAGAGGCGGCACUACUCCAGAUCGCGGGAGCUUCACGACAUCUCCGAGAGUGGCUCGGAACCAGAGCCGGCGGAGCGGCACAAACGCAGCAGCACGGCAGGACAAAGGGCCAUGUCCCUGGAGCGGACGGUUGAUGGCCCCAGAAGCCAGCGUAUCGAAGACCGCCAGAUGAUGGGGCCAGCCAAACCAGCCAGAGGAGCUGAUCGACGCGGUCUGCUCAAUAGCUUAGGCCAGGAAAACUUGGGCUACGGCAGGGAUCGCUAUCCGGCGGAGAGUUCUGGUACGGAGGGCGAGUCGAGCCUGCACAGUCAGCGCAGUGUGGUUUACCUGCACGCCACCACAGUGGGCGACAUCCCACAGCCAUACAACCUGCGCCGGCGGUCCAUGUCGCGGGAUGACCUUCGCAAAGGCAAGCAGCAGUCACCCCAGCAGCCGGCGCCACUGCAGCCCAUGACCCGAACUGUUUCCCGAUCCGUUUCCAUGCUGGCUCCCUGGAAGCCCAAACAUAUCAGCGAGGGCUACGAAAUCAAUUACUCCCAAGAGCAAAACAAGCGGAUGUCCACAUUACCACGGAAACCACCGCCCCACAAUGGAGCCACCAGUGCCAGUACUUUGAGCCGUUUAAGCCGCAAAACGGAGACUUCGACGCCCACGCGCCGAUACCACAUGGACAGCCUUGAGCGCCCACCACCCCCCAGGUCGGUGCUGUCCUCAUCGAAUUUACGCAGCGCCAAGAUGAAGUGAGAAUCCGGAGCCAAGGACUCCGUCUGGUGCUCCAUUGUGGAUGACCCACAACCUAGUUGCUAAUUGUAAUCUUUAAUGCGAACUCGAAAUCGAUAGCCACAUAUCGAAAGUAAUUCUAAUCAAUUCAAACGAUGGAGGAUGAGGACGAAAGGAUCUGCAUCCUGCCGAGAUGCGACCGAUGCCUUUACUUAGUUGCGUAGAAAUUCUUUAACCUUUGUUGCAAUUCUCGUCAUAUUUUAAAAGUGAAAUGUAUUCAUACUUCAGUAAUAAUUAUAAAUUAAUAAAAUAUCAGACUUUAACUUAUA